This is a messenger RNA of Neodiprion virginianus, 5842 nucleotides long. RefSeq names its product arfGAP with SH3 domain, ANK repeat and PH domain-containing protein (gene Asap). The record is from RefSeq and is a predicted model, not a curated record. Gene Ontology annotation, cellular component: cytoplasm. Gene Ontology annotation, molecular function: GTPase activator activity; protein binding. The transcript has 17 exons. The coding region runs from base 510 to 3755 and encodes 1081 amino acids. Lineage: Eukaryota; Metazoa; Arthropoda; Insecta; Hymenoptera; Diprionidae. Gene Ontology annotation, biological process: positive regulation of GTPase activity.
GUGGUAGGCGGCACUGCGGCAGCGAAGAGAGGACGAAUCAGUAACAAUAAACCCAAGGUACGUGCAUCGUUGCUGGCGCUCGCUAUAAGGUCCAGGGCUGCCCAGACAGCGCAUGUAUAGAGCCCUGGAUAAAAAAGAUGCGUCCGCGGUAGAGUCGGUGGUGAUUCGCAAGUGAGUCGAAGUGUCAUGCUCGCCCUUAGACGGGAGCGGCUAUAGAAAGCGCAAUCAUUGCCGAACGACGCGCAGCUGAGGAAAGAAAAUGAACGGCCCCGAUCAGAUUCAGGGGUUAAGUUGUCCGCCCGAUUCGCGAUACAGAGACGUCAGUGAGUGUAUGUGAAGUGAGCAGUGCGUGUGACGAUCUGACAGUUUCUCGACUUUCGCGACCUGUCGUGGAGUCAACGUAGUUGGCUGUGUUUUCGGAUUUUUCCUAAUCGCAGACGCGAAGAGUAUCCGUUUCGGUGCCGCCGGCCUGGUAAAGCGUCGCGACGACGACAUCGCACGCGCCAAAUAUGCCAGGGCUCAUUGCGGUCGGCGAGUUCGUCGAGGAGACCAAGGAGGACUACAACUCCCCGACCACCUCCACCUUCGUCUCGCGUAUGCCUCAGUGCAGGCAGACCAUCACAUCGCUGGAGGAAACAUUGGACUUUGACAGAGAUGGUCUGACGAAGCUGAAAAAGGCCAUAAAGGCUAUACACAAUUCGGGAAAUGCUCACGUAGACAACGAGGUGUACCUCGGUCGGGCACUGGAGAAACUUGGGGACGCGGCAUUGAAGGAACAGGAACCGGAUAUCGGCGCUGCCUUUCUUAAGUUCGCUGUAGUCACCAAGGAACUCAGCGCGCUGAUGAAGACCUUGAUGCAGAAUAUAAACAAUAUCGUGAUGUUCCCACUGGACUCGGUACUGAAGGGUGACCUCCGAGGUGUCAAGGGGGACUUGAAACGCCCAUUUGAGAAAGCGUGGAAAGACUACGAGACGAAAUAUGCCAAGAUUGAGAAAGAAAAGAAGCAGCAUGCCAAAGAGGCCGGACUUAUACGGACUGAAGUGACGCCGGCGGAAAUCGCCGAUGAAAUGGAGAAGGAACGACGAAUGUUUCAGCUCCAGAUGUGCGAGGUUCGAACCUUUUACUCCGGUCGUCUUAUUGUUAGACCUAUUUACCUCAUCAAAGUCAACGAGAUAAAAACUAAGAAAGGGAUCGAGCUGCUUCAGCACUUAGUAGAGUAUUAUCACGCUCAAACGAAUUACUUUCAAGAUGGCCUGAAGACAAUAGAACAUUUCGGUUCUUACGUAGCGGAUCUCAGCGUUAAAUUACAGAAGAUCAGACAGACUCAAGAUGAGGAACGGAAGCGAUUAACCGAGCUCAGAAGUUUACUGCGAAAUUCCGGCUGUGACAAAGAAAUGAACGUGAACGCGAGUGUAGGCUAUUCGCUGCACCAGCUCCAGGGUGACAAGCAGCACGGCGUUACGCGGUCAGGUCAUUUGCUGAAAAAAAGCGAGGGAAAGAUGCGUCGAGUAUGGCAGAAACGUCGGUGUGCCGUGCAAGCAGAGGGUUUCCUCGACAUAUGUCACGCAGAUGAAAACAAACCGCCAACUAGAGUCAACUUGCUAACGUGCCAAAUAAAACUUGUUCCCGACGACAAGCGGGGAUUUGAUCUGAUAAGCUACAACCGGACGUAUCAUUUCCAAGCUGAGGAUGAGGCAGAUCAGCGGGCCUGGAUGUCGGUGUUGGUGAACUGCAAAGAACGAGCCCUGCUCAGAGCUUUUGACGCUAGCGGCAAAGCUGAGGCGGGCCAAGGAAACCCUAGCUUGGUUGAACUUCAACAGGCCGUUAUUAGAUGUGUCACUCGACUACCAGGGAACGACCAUUGUUGCGAUUGUUCCUCUCAGAACGAUGCUACGUGGUUGUCAACAAAUUUCGGGAUAAUCGUCUGCAUCGAAUGUAGCGGUAUUCACAGGGAUCUCGGUGUUCAUAUAUCGCGGAUACAAUCGUUGACUCUCGACAACAUCGGGACGGCGCAGCUGUUGCUUGCACGUCACAUGACGAACCAGUCGUUCAACGAAGUAAUGGAAGCUACACUGCAUCACAAUCUGAAACCGACUCCAACCUCGACAAUGGAGGAGAGGUACGAAUUCAUACGCGCCAAGUAUGUCGAGAAGAGAUACGUUAUGAGCACAUGCGCCGACGAACGUGAUCUUCUGUCGGACUUGGAACAUGCCGUGAACAACAGGGACCUACAACAGUUACUCCAAGUAUUUGCUGAAAAUGUGGAUCUAUCGGCACCGCUCCCUACUUCGGAUAUCGGCGAGACGGCACUCCACCUGGCGAUACUACGUGAAAUGGGAAACAGCCUGCACCUAGUCGAUUUUCUUGUUCAAAAUAUGCACGCUGGCAGCAUCGACAGAACUACAACUGAGGGUGAAUCGGCACUCCACUUAUCCGCAAGACACGACAGAGCUGAGGCGAUGAAGCUCCUUCUCAGGGCUGGAGCUGAUCCGAUGCUGAGGAACAAGCAAGAAAAGACACCGCUUGAUAUUGCACAGGAGAUGGGGCAUCACACGUGUAAAGAACUGCUUAGCCAUGCUCUUCAGAGGCAAAAAACGUUGUUUGAUAAUGUGAACAUCGACUGGAACUUGUCGCAUGACGAGGGCUCAACCGAUUUUUCUGACGACGAUACGAUCAUCGAAGACAGAAACGGAUGUUCGACACCAGAGAAAAAAUCGCGUAGCAGGCCACCGUCUUACGCCGGGGGUGGAAGUGGCGGACCAGGAGACUCGCCCCAGACCUUGCGAAGUCGAAGCAGUACAUGCGGAAGUCUUCAGGGUGGUUCCUCGCCGAGUUCGUCGAAUAGACAACAAAUGCCACCGCCACCACCACCGCAGAGUCGGAAACCCCUCGUAACUGUUACGUCUUCUGCGAUCGCAUCUUCGGACAUCGGGAUUGUAGCGGCAGGCAACGUUCACGGGUCAUUGAAGAAACGCGUCGCGCCUCCUCCGCCCGCGGCGUUGAUUGGGACAGCCAGCUCGAAUCUCUUACCUUCCCACUACGGCACCCUACCGUCUUCCGGAACUUCGACUUCCUCUCACAGUCGGACAACCAGUGAGCCGAUUCUGGCCGGUCACACGCUCCAUACUCUGCCGAGCUCGUUGAAUGCCCUGAACACCCAACACCACCUGCAUCACAAGCGGUCCCCCAGUGGCGACUCAUCCUCCUCUACGGCACACGGUGUAGAGAAGGUAUCUACACUCCAGAGGCCGCGAAACCCACCACCGCCAGCACCAGGGCCAAAUGCUCAGCAUACGACGAGACUGAGCAAUGGACGGAGCAGUGAGUCCCUCACAUCCUUGUGUUCCGAACAUGCGUUGGGUAACCCCGUGCCACCACCGAGAAAGCGAAGGGAGCAGCGAUCUGGAAUAGAGAGGGGUACCGAGGAGUCUUCUUCUUCUUCUUCUUCAUCUUUGCUCUCGAAUAUCACGAUCAAUCUCAAUCCGCCGUAUCUGUUUUAUUCCCUGCAGCCAACGUCGCCUGGGGGAGGAUCCGGAACCGGUGGUUCGGUUUCCACUGGCGGGCUUCGGCGGUGUCGCGCCCUCUACGACUGCGAAGCGGACAACGAAGACGAGCUCUCAUUUCGCGAGGGCGAAGUAAUCGUUGUGACCAACGAGCACACCGACGACGACAACUGGAUGGAGGGUGCUCUCGAACGGCAACCGGACAGACGAGGCAUGUUCCCUAUAAGCUUUGUCCACAUGCUGCAGGAAUAACAUUCGGCGAGCCUCGGUUCCUUGGCUUCGAUCGUCUCGGGUGAUGACGUCACCUGUCACGAAUCUGACAUGGUUCGAUUACACGGACGUAGCACUUGUUCCGGAAAAACUCGCUCAUCAUCGAUGAGCCUCACGCGACAUGGUGUAAGAAAAUCCGAAGAUGGCCAGACCAUCCCCCGCAGGUCGAACAUUCAUUAGAUACGAAACUUUCUUUCUCUCUCCACCCGUUUUGGCCACCGUGUUAGGGGUGCUUUAACGCAUUUUAUGCUCCAGAGAACCAUCCAGAGAUUGAGAGAAGGAAAUGAGGGAUAGGGGGACACAGAGAAAACUGUAUCGUAAAUUUCAAAUGAAGAAGAUGAGGGAAAGGGAGGAACGUUACUUAAGUAUUAAUCGUGUUCCUACUCGUGAACAAUUAAUUAUAACGACAAACACUACCAUGCAUGACACUAAAAAAAAAAGUAUUCUGUACAUAUGCAAUAUACAUAUAUCGGUCACAAAUCGUCACAAUGUGAAUAUUAUAAUCGAGUUUAUUUUUAUGCCAUACUAACUUUAAUCAGUAACGUAAACGUCACACGAUAUUCAACCUGCGGCACGCGCAUCAUGGGUACGUCGACUCGUAUUAUUUGAAGAAAUUGAAUGUACGAAAAUUAAUUGAAGAGAUUCAAUUUAUCUUUAUGUACCUUCAGUAAGAUGUUUAAAUUCUCACAAAUUUGUGCGUAGAAUGAAAAUAUAUUAUAGUAGAAGUAGGUGUGUGACAGUGAUGCGAGGAACGUACAGAAGAACGAAUUACAACAAUAUAUAGUAAGAUUAUUCGAAAUUAGCAAGUUUACAUUUCGAUAUCUCGAGACCAAAGAACAACUUAUUAAAUUAAAUUAAUGAUCAAGAAAACCGAGCCAAUGCGAAGCGAUGUAUCGUGUGUAUUUGUAUAAUAUUGUAUCGUUUCGUGGUUACUUCUUCCGUCGACGCUCCUGAUAUUUUUACAUUUCUCACGUCGCAACGGGUUUUCCUCUUUAUUACUGUUAUUUUUAUUAUUAAUUACCGCAACGUGACGGGUAUUCAGAAUUAGAUCGAAACGUAAACACUGGCCGUUCGGUCCGUAUACACACAGCGGUACAUCCAUAGAUCAGUAUUGCAAGUCUUGUAUAAAUAUAUUUUAGUAAUUGUAAGUAUAUAAUAGAUAUGUACGAUUCUACGUUCAUUUGUUGUUACUUGAAUGCUUGAGAUUUAAUGAGAAUCGAUUUUCGAGUCUGAACAAUGAACAUGAAUCUCAAACAUCCGAGUGCGAAAAACGGUGCACACUUCCUGUAAAGACCUGUGUUGUUACAAGUACUCAUACAUACUCUCGAUGUGUGUGUAAAUAUAAAUCGAUGUUUUUAUCAAUCUAUGGACACACACACACACACACACACACGAUAUGUAUGUGCAUAAUGUAUACAUAUAAUAUCUAUUCGAAGUAAUGAAGUAACGAUAUAUACAUAAUAUAUAUAUCACGGAAGUAUAUUAGGAUCAUGAAUGUUGUAUUCUUUGUAUUUUAAUCACAACCGUAUGUACAAUAUAUCAGAAAUUUGGAUAUAUACAUACAUACAUUACUGUAUACAUGUGCAGUACAUAAAUUUAGGUACUAACUUUAAGUAAAUUAUUAAUUAGACAGAUAGGGAAUACGUAGUAUGUAUUGCGUUACUCAACCGAAAACACACUGAUAGUAAUACAUGAUUGUGUGAGAAUAACAAUCGGAGAUUUUGUAUAAAAGUCAAAUGGCCCUCUAAAGCCUCAUAAGUCAUAGAUAGCAUAGCCACAGAUAUGCACGAUACGCAAUUUAGCGAACCGAGUGAAUUCACCCGUGCAAAUAGAUUGCGUGCCAAGAUUUUACGAAUUGUCGUGCGACUUGCUCGGUCUCAAAAUUUCGAAUCGUUUUCAACUAUCGGUGUUUGUAACGCUAAAUCUAACUUAAUAAGGAAAACUUGCGCAUUUCUACAACUUAAAUUCUUACGAAAGAUCGUAUCAUUGCGGAUUGAAUUGUCGGUCGAUUUGUGCAAACCUUUUUUCAGAAAAGACUUAAAAAAAAAUAAACCCACGAACAAAAACCA